Molecule: messenger RNA, 2254 nt
Organism: Drosophila santomea
Lineage: Eukaryota; Metazoa; Arthropoda; Insecta; Diptera; Drosophilidae
Product: WAS/WASL-interacting protein family member 3
Exons: 2
Coding region: 1117-2070 (317 amino acids)
Source: RefSeq, a predicted model, not a curated record
GGUCACACUAACGGAAGUCCAUUAUACCAGUUUUUUGUUUGUUUUGUUUUUGGCUUUUCGCUCGUUCAAAUUUAUGUGGAAUGAUUAAUUCAACUCGUUUGGAAAACAGCGCGCCCCUGAAAAUGGGGUUUUUCAUUUCCGGGGUUUUCCGCCAGCUAAUUUCCCAGGCCCACAGCUUGGGCUCCUCCUUAAAUUGCGUAAAUUGAACGAGGAUACGGAUACAGGAUCCCCAAAAGUUCUGAUACAAGUAUUCUUCAAUUCCUGCUGUUCAUUCCUCCAACGCUUUUUUGAGUUACAACCUGGACCAUUUGUUUAAUUCGAAUUUUAUGGGACUGGCACUUGGAGUUGGCGCCUUGUGGAGAAAGAGCCCAUUCCUGUUUGCCAGUUGAGUGAAUUGAGAGAACUAAGCAACAUAAAUCGGAAUCCCUGGCACGCCGCGCCUCUUUCGCAGCCUCGACUGCUCUGCAGCCUCGACUGUUGCGCAAUCCGCUCCAAAUCCGCUGGCGCUGGCACUGGCGCAGAUGCCGGAAGUGGACCGCCCAAAAGUCGGUGACCAAGCCCAACCGGUUCGCGGCAGAGACCAUCUGCUGAACGGUGGACAUCCACAUCCAUCCCAGUCGUGGCCGGCCCCAGAAGGAAAAGUGGUUCGCCCGCGAAACCGGACUUGGACUUGCACUUGAGGCAGGGACCUACCUACAUGGACUACCUGUGGUACUUGACGGUGGAAAUGGCGAUGGAGGUGGAGGUGGAGAUGGAGAUGGAGGUGCGUGUGCGUUUGAAGUGACCACCGGACCAAUCUUUACACUAGGAAAAUAGUUCAAAUCGAAGGCGAUUUAUUCAUUGGUAUUAUGAAUCAAAGCCUUGCAAACGAUUGCGAAGAACCAUUCACAUUUCUGCACAUGCAAAAGAAUUGGAGGUCAAGUUUUCUUCACAUGCAGCGAGGAUUGCAGUCAACCUUUUUUCACCGUGUAAUCGCAUCACCCGCAGCGAAAUGCGUGCGCUUCCGUUUUGCUCGACUUGGCCUCCUUCCUCGUUCCUCGAUCCGUGGGAAGCAGGGAGACCCACGUAUAUAUAAGCCACAGCUCCGCCUAGAGGCUCCACAAUACAAAGUCAGUCAUGGCCGGGUCAGUUCGUGCGCCGCUCCUGGGUCUCCUGCUGCAGAUCCUGAUUCUGUGCAAUGGGCUAGCCGCUCAGCAGCUGCUCCUCACGCGCCCCCAAAGGAGCCUGUUCGAGGCUCCGCUGGGCCACCUCGGUCACGUGGAGCAAGUGGAGCACCUGCCCUCUCUGGGCUGGAAUAGUGUUGGCGCCGGACUUGGACUCGGAGGGGGCGAGUGGGGCUACAGCCCCGUUGGCCUGGGCCACAUGAGCAAGGAUGAGCUGCUGACCCUGCUGGAGGCCUGGAGGGAGGUGGAGCAGGAGUCGGCCACGACAACGACUGCGCCGCCAGCAGAUGCCACCACACGUCGACCAGCUCCACCUCCGCCACCACCACCACCACCUCCUCCACGACCCAUUCCCAUACCCGUUUCCAUCGCAAUGCCUGCUCCGGCUCUUCCGAGCUUUCCCCAGCCGCCCUCCGGAACUCCCAUUACAGUGAGGCUCCCGGCUUUCGUGCCUGUUCGUCUGGCAGCCGUGUUUACUCCGCCUGCCGGUGGUCAAGCUGGAACUGGUACUGGUGCUGCUCCGCCUGCUGACGGAGUCGGAGAGGCUGGAGGAGCUGACUUGGCCACCGAAGACGCGCCAGAUGACGACGUCUCUACCCGGCUCUUCCGCUUUAUGCCCAUGCCAGGUGCUCGAACCAGGCCGCCAUCCAGUCUACAGCCCAGGCAGCAGUUUGUGGUGAGGAACACCCUGGACAGCGUGGAUGCGGGCACUGCACCUGUCAGGCAGCAGGUUAAACCGGAAGUCCAGCCCAAGGCGACGGCACCUCCCGCUCCUCCCUCCAUUCCCAAGCUCCCGAGCCACCCAACUCCCUUCUUCCGGCCCAGAUUUGGUGUGCCACCGAGUCUGGCCAACGCCCGCUUCGAGCUGGUGCCCUCCUCCCAAAUCAUCGGCGACUGGCGGGAGUGAUCCUGUGCAGCACCUAGCUGACCAAAACGGAGUACCUUCCGAGGAAACAACCAGGCUCGCGCUUUCAAAGGAGGCUGUCUUGCUAGACCGUUCCCACUGAGUCCCUCAUAUACUUUACUUUACUGUAUUAUAUUAUUUUUUUGUGCCCAAAUACAAUAUGCAAUCAGUCAUAGAUCAGCUAAGA